Anguilla rostrata (American eel) is the source of this 3535-nucleotide messenger RNA. RefSeq names its product growth arrest-specific 7a (gene gas7a). Bases 306 to 1319 code for a protein of 337 amino acids. Gene Ontology annotation, biological process: actin filament polymerization; neuron projection morphogenesis. Lineage: Eukaryota; Metazoa; Chordata; Actinopteri; Anguilliformes; Anguillidae. The record is from RefSeq and is a predicted model, not a curated record. The transcript has 10 exons. Gene Ontology annotation, cellular component: plasma membrane; cytoplasm; actin filament. Gene Ontology annotation, molecular function: actin filament binding.
AGUCCAUGUGUUGCUUGAGUGAGCACAGAGCGCGAGAAACGCAGGGAGUUGCAGAGGGCUCGCGCACGCAUUCUCGCUGCCGAUUACCUCAGGACUCGGGUGACAGCUUGACUCGAGCGCUGCCUCUGUUAUCAUUGCCGUCUCGCGGAUUGCGCUUCUCCUCGCGCUUUCCCACCGCCCGGGAAACGUACCGCAGUAACUGAAAAACGGAUCUUUUUUAUUACUAAUACGCACAAUAAAAAAAAUUUAAAAAAGGAAAAAAAAAAAAAACAGUCACGCCUGAAAGCUCGCUGGAGACGACGGUCAUGUCUGACACGGAGGGAAGCUUCGAUGAUCCCUCCUGUCUCUUUCCACAGAGCCCCGCGUCCAACUCGCCGUGCCGGAGACCCGACACGAAGGACACGAAGAUCACCAUUAACAGUGUGACCUUCCCGCUCCCCUCCUCUGCACCGGAGCAGCCCCUCCUGAAGCCCGGGGACUGGAGCUACUGUGACUAUUUCUGGGCGGAUAGGAGGGAUCCUCAGGGGGGAGCGUGCCUCCCCGGCUUUGAGGUGCUGCUUCAGAAGCAGCUGAAGGGCAAGCAGAUGCAGAAAGAGAUGGCGGAGUUCAUGCGAGAGAGGAUAAAGAUCGAGGAGGAGUACGCCAAGAACCUCUCAAAGCUCUCCCAGAUCCCCCUGGCGGCCCAGGAGGAAGGUACUCUGGGAGAUUCCUGGGCCCAGCUGAAGAAGAGCUUGGCAGAUGAGGCCGAUGUCCACAUGAAGUUCUCCGCAAUGCUCCACAGCGAGGUGGAGAAGCCGCUGCUGACCUUCCGGGAGCACUUCAAAAAGGACAUGAAGAAGUACGACCACCACAUCGCCGACCUGCGCAAGCAGCUGGCCGGGCGCUACUCAGGGGUGGAGAAGGCCCGCAGGGCCCUGGCCGAUCGGCAGAAGGACCUGGAGGUGAAGACCCAGCAGCUGGAGAUCCGCCUCAGCAACAAGACCGAGGAGGACAUCAAGAAGGCGCGCAGGAAGUCCACACAAGCAGGUGACGAACUGAUGCGCUGUGUGGACCUGUACAACCAGGCCCAGUCCAAAUGGUUCGAGGAGAUGGUCACCACCAGCUUGGAGUUGGAGAGGCUGGAGGUGGAGCGUGUGGAGAUGAUUCGGCAGCACCUGCGGCAGUACACCACGCUGCGGCACGAGACCGACAUGUUCAACCAGAGCACUGUGGAGCCGGUGGUCCAGCUGCUCCAGACUGUGGACCCAGCCAAAGACAGAGAGCUGUGGGUGAAGGAGCACAAGACCGGGGAGGUCCGCCCUGUGGACAUGGACAUCUAGUCAAGGUCCGCCUCGUCCAUCCUGCAACACCAGGAGGGUGCUCUCUCUCUCUCUCUCUCUCUCAGAGACCGUAGAUGCCUGAUCUCACCAGGGCAGGGAGGGGAGGGAGGGCAGGAACAUCACCUCCUACACUCACAGAGCCCCGAGCCUGGCAGUAUGAGACAGGAGAACCCACCUAGUGGAGAGUACGAGAGAAUUAAAUCUUCUACAGCGCACUCACAGACCGCUGUACGGUCUGUGUCUCGGUCUAGAACAUUCCUUUAAGGCGGGGGAUAGUGGAGACUGUUAACUCUGAGGUUCACAGGCGUUCAUGCGUCGAGAAAAUCACUCCCAUUACUGCCCUUGUUAAGAGACUGUCCAUUGACAUGUACACGUUGAAUUUGUUCAAAUUGUUUGAUUUAGAGUUUUUUUUUUUUUGAAUUAACUGUCACAAGUUUGUCUUAUGUGUAAGAACACAAAUCACCAGGAACAAAAAAAAGAAGUUAUUACGAGAGUCAUUUCAUCACCCUACCCACUGAGUCCUCUGACAGCAUCUCAUUUUCAUCGCCUCAGAAAAAUAUUUAUUUGUUGUCAUGACAACAUCGGAAUUUUAAGACAUCAUCUCCAACCAUGUCCAAGAAAGAGUCUGCAGUUAAAUGUCUAAAUAUCGGAAGGAAGAUGCAAAUUAAUUUAUUCUUAUAAUGUGUAUAUUUUCACACUUCUGUAGUCAGAUUUUACAGUUCAUUAGGCAUAUUUUAGGACAUGAAGAUAUUUAAAUGGCAAUUAAAAAAUAUAUAAAUAUGUAUGAUAUAUAAUAAUCUUCAAAGACACACAGUGCCCAGGAUGUAGGGGUCCAUGGAGGCCAUCUGUGAAGACGGGGAGGCUAAGCGGACAUUCCUGACAUAAUCACAUGCCAAACACGCUUAGACAUUAAUGCAUGUAAUUUUUUAAUUCCUCUGCAGACUCUGUUUGAUGUGGCUCAUUACAGGGUAAGCUCAUAAUCAGCAUUUUAAUAAAACUCAGUGAGUUUUCUUUUUAGUCUUCUCUGCGAACUGACUGUUACAGUGGCAACGCAGAUCCUACAACACAGAGUGGAUGCCAUCUUCCAUGGGCACACAGUGAUGAUGUCACAGUAGAUUCUGUGACAUCAUCUGGUAGAUCAUGCAAAGGGAAAACAUCCCAGAGUUGAUGUUUGGUGCUUGGGUUGCCACUACACUAUUGUAAAUACUUUUUUUUUUUUUUUUUUUUAAUCAUUCAGUUUGCAGGCAGUUAAUGUUUCGGCGUUGACGUUUUUGGCUAAGAUGGAUGUCAGGCCUCUGGCUUAUGUUUGACAUAACUUUAUUUUGUACUUCCCGAUGCUAAAACUAAGCGUAGUAAUCUGCGUUAGCGGUUCAGACUUCAGCAGUUUGGAGCAGAAUGCAUGUUAGCCGAUGUCUGUGACUGAACCGCAUAGUCAGUUUGUAUUCACCAGUAAAGAAGCUUCACCUAACUGCCAACCAAAUUUAAAUUUAAAUUGCCUGUUAAAUUUAAUUACAUUACAUUACAUUACAGGCGUUUUGGCAGACGCUCUUAUCCAGAGUAUUGACCAGUACUAAUGACCAGUAUUGUUUAUGGCAACUGUGGUUCAGACUCUGAGAAGUCAAAUGAGAAUGUGACCAGAGAGAUUAAGGAAGUACUUAUUAAAGACAAAGGCCAGAUGUGCUCAGUUCAGUUUACUAUGUUUUCUUUUGGGUGGUUUUUCCCAAGAACGCGUGAUUUAGUUAAAUUGAAACAGAGGCAACAUGCAGCAUGCAUGAAUAGAAUAAUGUAAUGUUGCUGACAGUUGUAGGAAGUUUGGAACAUGGAAAGGUGACCUUUGGUAAAGCUUGCAAAUAUACCAAAAGAGAAAGGUACAGAUGUGACAUUAAAGUUAUUUUACAUAAUACUUAUUUUUAUACAAAGCCUAGUAUAUACCAUAAGCAUUUAUUUUAUCUUAUUUCUCAGAAUAACUUUUUUUUUUUUUUUGCAUGUACCAACUAUUAUUACUCAUUAGACAUUAAACAUAUUUUUUGCAAGAAUAUUCAAAGCAAUGUAGAUAUAAAUGUUCACGUUCAAAGGGUGUAUUGUAACUUAAUGUAAAUUUGUGGAAAGUGUAAUUUUGCUAUCUGGGGUAUGUGACAGCAGCACUGAAAUUUAAUAGCUAUCUGGUGGUUGUUUUGCAUUAAUAUGAGAUAUGUAUUAAAUCGGAUGUUAAAGGA